AUGACGGCGCAUAGCCCUUGCCAGCGGACAGCCCCCUUUCUCCAUCGCACCUGGCUCAAGAGUGUUAAAGCUCUCCAAGAGUCAUCCGUCAUGGGAAACAUAAUAUCUUCGCCUAUGCAUAAGUUGCCUCAUGGCGGAAGUCAUGACGGCCCGCCGCCAAAGCGACGUCGCAUUUCAUCACCCGACUCACUCGACAUGGAUCGUCUCGUCGCAUCACCACGCAUGUCUGAGUCCGGUUCAACUCUCCGCAUUGAGGUUCUCAAAAUCCUUCACAAAGACUCGAAAAGAGUCAAGACAUACUAUGGAGAAACACCCCCUGAUUUUUUCAACACAAAGGCGCGGUGUAAAGUCACCAUUUUUGACAUGAGCUCAGGUCCACCACAAGUCCUGCAUUGCCAGAGUCAGCUAUGUGACCUGAUAACCUUCCAAAACCCGGCCGGGCCAUAUCGUAUUGCCCGCGUUGACUUGCCUCGCCCGUUUUUUGUUCCUCACGAGAGCAUUCUAAUCAAUCGACCCGACGAUGGAGGUUUCGACCUGUCGGACUCGUACCAAUUGGUGAUAGAGCUGGAGGCUGCCAAUGAAACCAAUUGGCCGCCGUUGGACGAGCAAGACUUUGGCAUACCUUUGCAGUCUCUAUAUCCACCCUGGGGGACGACUCGACAGUGGAUUCUAUCUAGCACAUUUGACAGCGUUUUUGGGAGAUUAAAACAUCCUCUCAGCCUCUCAGCAAGGUAUCCAUCCGACCAAUCCAGCUACCAGACGAACUAUGUAAUGUCAGUUGACCUUCGGUGGACGGCUGGAUUCAAGGCCCUGAGACGCCUUGAAAAGGGGUCCAUGGGCUGCAUCAAUGCAAUUGAUCCAGAUGUGGACAUGUACAGCGACAGUGUCCUCGGCCAACCUUGUGAAAAUGGGGCUAAUGGCGUCAAUGGUCAUAUACACGGCGAAUCACUUCAUGACCAAGAUGAUGAGCUUACUGGGGAUCAGACUCCAUCUCGAUCGUUAAGAACUCGAGAAAAGAACAAGAUAUAUAAUCUGAAAGUACUCAGCGAUCAAGCAAUCGGGAGAGAGAAGAAACAGCGCGGGAGAAAUCUUAAUCCAGAGACGAAUGACGGCCGGGUGCAAUACAUCCUACCAACUGACCAACCCAUUUCUUUGGACUACCACCGCUGUGUAAGUUGCGGCGCGUAUCAUGACUCAAUGGACCAACUGCAGCUACACCUACAAUCGUCUCACCCAGCAUACAACUAUAUCCUUGAGUCGACAAGCCAGGGCCCCCUAUUUCGAGUAUCUUCACUUCGGGAACCGACGGUUUCUCCGCACAAAGCUAUUCAUCUGGGACGGGCAACGAAGCCCUUCAACCUUCAAACCCUCAUAUCCGGGGACCAGAGUUGGGCAUUGUCGCGACUCGGGCUUGAUGCAGACGAAGUCUUUAAGUCUCCAACAAAGAGCUUUCUUGACCGAGUGCAGUCAGGAUCGCCCGUUGCAAAGCCUCCUAAACUCCCAUUACGCCGACCUGUCAAGGCGACAAAGAUCAGCAAGGUUUUGGUGCCAAAAAUUCCACAACCACUUUUCCACCCUAUAAGCAAAGCCAAGUUGAAGCCUGGGCAAGAAGUCCCUCAGAAUGUUCUGGACAGUACUUGGUUGAUACAAAGGCACCGUGAAAGCAUAGCAGAAUUCUCUGAUGUCACUGCGGCGGAGAAGGAGUAUAUAUGGGAAUGGGACGGCUAUAUUCUACAGCAGAACAUUACCUCAGCUGCGUAUUUCUCCCGUAACUGGCUAGGUUUUGUUGAAGAAAAGGCCAGCUGGCUCUCCGGGAAAGACCACCGGAUGCUUGAGUUUGGUAAACACGCAAGUGUGCUGUUGGCACGAGAUGCCCUGGAUGAUGAGGACUUGCAGCAAGCUUUCAAGUACAUCAAUGAAGCAAGAGCAAAACUUACCCAUGGCCAAACCCAGCAAACGGAGACAUCGGGAAUCGAUGGGCAGGCGAAAGACAUGGCCAGCACCAAGCAGUCCCUGAAAGUCUCGCAAAUCCGCAAGGGGGCCAAUGGCUGCACCGUUUGCCAACUUCCCGUUCUCGGCCCGCGGCUCCUCUUGUGCGCCAAUGUCGUAAGAUUCCCCAAACCCUGCUUGCAGUGGACCGAGAGAACGAUAGAGAGAGUCCUAGGCUAA
Messenger RNA from Pochonia chlamydosporia 170, 2169 nucleotides. RefSeq names its product Zinc finger domain-containing protein, PHD-finger. Lineage: Eukaryota; Fungi; Ascomycota; Sordariomycetes; Hypocreales; Clavicipitaceae. The coding region runs from base 1 to 2169 and encodes 722 amino acids. The record is from RefSeq and is a predicted model, not a curated record. The transcript has a single exon.